GUUUCACUCAUGUUCUUCCUGGUAUCAUUUUUUUAUACAUAAAUCUUUGUAUCGUGUUUCCAACGCGCACUAUUUAACUUAAUUCUUUAACAUUUAUAAUUACUUUCUAAAAUGGAUUUGAUGUAUUGCGUUCCGCUCCUGAUACUAGGGAUCCUCUUUCAGCAGAUCGCUCCAGAAUGCCAAUACCCCAGUCAGCUUAAAGGCGAAUGGGUUACCAGUGAUCGUGGGAAAUGGACUUUUGUCAACGAAACAAUUGUACGAGGAAUUACAGUAGACAUGCCAGGUUUAAGGACAUUGGAUUUCUUCUGCAUAGACCAAGUCGGAUCAACGUAUCUACUACAGGCGGUGCAGUUUAUCAAUAUCUUUGAGAAAAUAACUCGAUUUUUCGCAUGCUGGAACGUUACGGAAAUAUCAGAAGAUGUUUUCAAAUAUUAUUCUGAAACAGAAUAUGAUGUUUUUUUGGCGGAAAAUAUUUUUGGCACAGUGGAUUAUAUAGCCACAUUAGAGGAGGCAUGUAACAGACGAACGAAGCCGACCUCAUCCAAGACGUUCAAUAUCAUUGCGAGAAAAACAAGUCUAGAAAGUGGAAUGGCUGCACGUAAAUGUUCCAUGGAUCUGCGUGACGUAUUUAAAAACGUCACUUUCAUGAGAAACGGCGCUGUGUGCGACAACGUAACUAUGGACGGAUAUAGGGAUGACCGAAAAUUGAUGUUUGCCUCCCAUUUGACCAUGAACGGUUGUUCAUCUGUAGUAUUAUCUGGAGAAUAUUCAUGCUUGUAUCAUGUGGAAUCAGAAGGAACGACAUUUGUAUCAGUUUGGCAUAACGAAUCCUACAGUUUCUCGUGUAUUGCAUAUCGAAAAGAAGGCGAUAUUAUCUACGCCACGUGGACGAUGAUGUUCUGUAGUGCCAAUUUGAGUGAAGAUGACCCAAAUUACUAUCGAAGAGAUACAAGUUUAGAAACAGAAAUAAUAUUUUCAGGAUCUGAAUAUGCAGGUAUGAUUUAUUUUGCAUUUUAAAUAAUGCAUACAGCUUCUGCAUGUAAACAUAUAUAAUUAUCUUUAAGACACAUUUAUGUAAUGUUCAUUUAGUGGAUGUCCAAUGAUUUCAGUGAUUUUAUAUAAAAAAUAUAUACAUUGAAUUUUUCGUAUUAUAUAAUUCCUGUCAUACCACUAUACAAAGUUUGUUUCCACAUAGUAGUAUAUGCAUGCAAUACAAUUACUUUCGCUUUAAUGAACAUUAUCUAUGUUGACAUAAAAUGCCGUUGUCAUUUUGUUUUAUAGAGUAUAUUGAUAUACAAUGGCGUACAGGCAUUGCUAUUUGAUAUCUUUUGAAAGUUGAUCUAUCAACCAAUGUCCAUAAGAUGUAUUCAAAUAUGGAUAUCACAUAAUUGUUUUACUAUGCUUUCGAUUUGUCAUGUGUAUUCCAUGUAUUGCAAUGGACACCUGUGUUAUGUUUGUCUAUAACAGUCUUGUUGUGUCAUGUAAAUGCUGUUGUGGUGUGUUGUUAUAUAGCGUCAUGUCAUGCGUUAUUGUUAAGUUGUCCAUCGUUCUAUUGUUAUAAUGUCUUUGUCGUGGCAUCAUAAGGUGUGCUAUUACUGUCUCUAUGAAUGAAAUGAAGUAUGUGUAUGAGUUGUAAUAAACUAUAUUCGUUUGAAAUAAUGUUAUAUUCAUUCCAACAUGAUUAUACAAUAAAUGUCUACAUUAUAUUAUUGGAAAUAUACAAAUUGUGUUUUCAAAUAUGUUUUACUUUGUAUUAUCCAUUUUGUAUCAACAUAACGUGUAUGGUUUUGCAUUACACUAUUGUUUUACUAAAACUAGUUUUAAACUACUGAAAUAUGAACUUUUCAAUAUUAUCAUUAUAUUCCAUUUGGUGUAUCAAUGAAUGCAUUUUACACCAACCUACCUUAACACAAGAUAUUCAGGAACAGUUUCCAGGAUGACGGAGGUAAGUUGCCCAUCAUGAUCAUCACGAUCAUCAUCAUCAUCAUAUCAUCAGCGUCAUCAUCAUGAUCAUCAUCGUCGUCGUCGUUGUUGUCAUUAUAAACCAACGCGAUUUUUUUAAUCAAUUAGAUGUUGGUAUUUAGUUAAUUGAAUAACAUAUUUGUCUACUUGUAUUCAAUAAGCAAAGAACGAUAACUUACUCUUAUUCAAUGGUCUCCUUUAGUAAUAUUCAAUGUUGAGAUUUUUCUAUAUCAGCACAAAUUUAUUUAACUUUAUUUUGUUUAAUUGUCAAUUGACAUUUAAUAUGAUCAUUUGCUCAAUACUAUUGUUUUAGAUUUUUUUUUUGUGAAACCCAAUUUAUUCAAAUUUAAUUCGAAUUAAAUUACCGGGGCUGUAUGUUCUUAAAUCACUUAAAAGUAAAUGUCUAAGUCUUAAAGAAUGUUUUGGACGAAAAAUAUAUAUUUUAAAAACUGUUUAGUCAAUUCGCUUCAUUAACGUAGAAUAGGCCAAUGGUGUGUUCGCCGUGCCCAACUAGAAGUAAAACAUAUGACCAUGGUUCGCUGAGUUCAGUAUACAUACACAUUUUUACCUCAAUUGAUCCGUUGUUCUAUCGGGACAAUUGCCCUUACGUAGCCUUACAAUCCCAUAUCCAAUACAAAUCCGAUUGAAUCGAGUACAAAGGUAAAUUAUACACAUUCAAGGUGUGUAACAGGAACGCAUUACUCACUAUAAAGCCAACAUAAGUAGCCAUUAUGUUACACUGUACCUACCUUUCAAACUCUAAAUGUCUACCACUUGAUUUCAUUAAAAAGAAAAAUGGCGAGAUGUAGAUAUGUCCGAGUUGCAAGUGUUUUAUUCUUAUCUAUAAUUGCCUAUAUCUCUGAUGGUGUUUCUACGGUGACGCCAUGUACGUUUCCGGAAGGACUAAGAGGAGUAUGGAUAACAUCCGAUAGAGGGGUGAUCCGAAUUAAUUCAUCAACACUACAUGGAUACCCAGUCAAUAUACCGGGGUUUAGAAUCCUUGAUUUAACAUGUGAAGGUGUUCAAGAUACCAAAUAUAUAUUAAGGUCUGUCCAGCAGACGAAUGUAUUCGGACAAACAGUCAAUAUGUUCCUGUGUCUGGACAUACGACCUAGUCAAGACACCUACGUGUACUAUAUUGGAACAGAGUUCGAGAGCUUCCUUAACGAUGCUUUGUAUGGAACCAUUAAUUCAACCGUGACGACGGCGGAAGUGUGUAACCGUGCGGAACCAUUGGAUGGAAGCUCAGCUGUCAUGCUUGUCAAAAACACGUCGUCAAUACAAGGCAUCCCCUGUCCGCCCAGCACGUUCUUCACGUACAAUUCGUUAUCGUUCGUCGAUGGGAUUAACAUCAAACGUUGUCCUCUUAGUCGAUUGGAUGUCUGUGAAGAUUCGACACGCAUGCGCUUCGAUAUUAACAGCACCUGUGGAACGGCCAUAGCAACCAGUGCCGAUUUCUCGUGUUUGUACUAUGUCGACAGUGGAAACACAACGUACCUAUAUAUGGAAACGGACGAUCGAAACAUGAUGUCUCUACAGCAUAAUAUUGUUUGCGUAGAAAUAGAAAAUGUUCAAGAAGGAAUAAUAUUGAAGAUGUAUCCAGAAUACUGCAAUGACUUAAUGACUGCUCACCCCAUCUUAUCUCUCCAGCUUACUUCUACAGAAAAAUGUCAGGGGGAUUUUACAGUUGCCGCAACAACAAGAGCACCUCUCUCUACCCCCAGUUCUGGAGAUCGGUCUUUUACUGUUUACUUUGUCAUCGGUGGAGUUGUCGUUCUUUGUAUUGCCACCGCAGUUAUCAUCGCCACUGCAAUUUCUAGACAGAAAAUGUGUUUUCAAUGUCGUCUACAACCACAGUUGCCUGAAAAUGGUCAACAAUUCACAGACCUUAAUAAUUAGAAACUGCUGUUCCAAUACAUAAAGCUUUAUGGAUACUGUGAAAUCAGAUGUUUUCGUGGGCCCCAGAUUUCGUGGUUUCCCGAUGAAGCACCAUUUCCAGGGCAUAUGAACUCUUGUAUUUCGAGUACCCAAUGAAACGGAAUAUUGCUUAGUGUCAAACUUGUAAUCACUUCGUGGAGCUAUGAAUUUGUGGAUGAAGAUUACCAACGAAAGCAACGAAAUUAAAAACAAAAGUAAAACAAAUGAUAUAAACUGCAACGGCCAUACUGAUGAACAUUAUCAUUUGAUUAAGUAAAAGUAAAAGUGACAUUAAAUAAGCAAGUUGUGUGAAUUUGUUUGUUUGCAUGACAUGAUGAGGGGGAUGAAAGACAUUUUGAAAUUAAGCUGACUAGAACAUUUGUCACAAUAUCCGGUAGAAGAAUUGACAUCAUUGGAGAUUGAUGUAAAUAAAUGUAUUUUUAUCUUCUCAGAAUGGUGGUUUUCGUUUAAAGAUAAAUGUCACGCAUCAGGACAUUGUGGUAUGUAGGAAAAUCGUAAUCCGUUGUCUUCCUAUAACAUAACGACACAAAUGACAUUGAAUGAAUAUAUAAUUGAUAAUAAACCCCUGUGAUGAGGCAAAGCUCUUUUUAUGAAUUAAUAUUCUGAAGCUACAAUAUAAAUACCGUCAGAUGUUUAUUUUAUUUUGUAAUCUUUAAAUUGAAAACAAAACAUAUUUGGUUAUCGUUUGUUUGUCUUAUUUAGCUUGUAUACGUUUCUUGCCAAAGAAUGAAGAUUUGGUUUGGUUUGUAUGUGUUAUACGUCCAAUUAACAUGUUAAACCAAUGAACCAAUUAAAGAUGUGCCAUGACUUAUUGGUGGAGAAAAGCCGGGGAACCCGGAGAAAAACCACCGACCCGCGGCCAGUAGAACGUAGGUAGUAUGAACCCCACCUGGAUGGACAAAACUCAUAAUCGCCACUCGUUUGAUAUUUAUUUUAUAGUCGUUUCUCCAAUAGGCUUAUUGUCACAUGAACAAUCAUCAAACUAAAUUAAACAUUACAACAGGCGUCAAUGUUCAAAUAUAUUUGCCAUUAGAUGUAAUAAAAACAUAAAGUAGCAUUGGAAAUGUUCUUUUCGUUUAGUUUUUGUCUAUGCAACUCAUUUUACGACGAAUCCAAAGUUUUAUCAAAUUAAUGUAUUGUUUUAACUUUUCAAAAACUCGUUAAAAUUUCUGUAGCAACAUUUUGCCCGAAGAACAAAACGUGUAUUUGUAAAGGUUACGAAUAUUUCAGUACAAGUCUAUAAUGAUUUCUGUUUUGAACUCAAGAGAUAUUCUGAAGUUUAACCGUUGGGUCAAGUACACGGAUGACAAAUGUGUCAGGCUGUUCAUAUCAGUCGUGAUAUUGAACGUUACAAAAAGGCUAAAUUUACAACAGGAUGUGUAUUUCCCUGCACACUACAAUUGUAUUGUUUGUAACAAAAUAAUCCUGUAGCCUUUGUGUGUACGAACAUUGACCCAGCACACUUCCUUUCACGCCGGCGAUAACACUAGCUUAUAGUCAGAACACUCACCUCAUAGACACACGUAACGCUCACGGUUGUGGUUUAAACAUCCUGACGAGACCACAACUGACGUCUCGUGGCAAUUAAAAAAUGUUGAAGAACGCGUGACUGACUACUGACUCGUGUGCAACGUCCAUUUUUAUUGUAUUCAAGAUAUAGUGAGUUAUCUAAAGCUUUUAAUAAUAUCAAUAUAUUAUUUUUUCCCUGUAUCCAGAUCAUGAUAUUCAAUACAUUUUUACAUUUUAAGGAAACCUAUACCUCUACAUGCAAAACGAUAGAAAAUUCCACCAGUUAACCAGGUGACCCAUUUGUAAGAGAGACAGUAUAAUGGUCGGAAGUCCAGGCUUCAAGUCCUUGUAUAGCUUCGUUGCAUGUUUACACUCAGAACAUUGGUUUUGAUUUUUUUUUUUUUUUAUAUUUUGCUUUUGAUUAUCUUUAUAAAACUUUUAUUAGUUAUGUGUUUUUUUAAGGAAUGAGUUAUUAAAGCAUGAGUGAUGUCGAAGAAAGGUUUCAAGUGAAAAGCCACAGUUGCUGGCAGUUAUGAAGGGAUAAUCAAGUGUCGAAAUUUAAUAAAUCUGUAUCUAUGUAGGUUUUGAUGUCAUUUUUUAAAAUUUAUUUUUAUAUUAAAACCAUAAAUGUAUGCAGAAAGAUGAUAUUUACGUGUUUUGCAUAUAUUCAUUCAUUGAUUUGCACGGC
Molecule: messenger RNA, 6097 nt
Organism: Mizuhopecten yessoensis (Yesso scallop)
Lineage: Eukaryota; Metazoa; Mollusca; Bivalvia; Pectinida; Pectinidae
Exons: 15
Coding region: 2758-3861 (367 amino acids)
Source: RefSeq, a predicted model, not a curated record